Messenger RNA from Lolium rigidum, 1236 nucleotides. RefSeq lists its product as uncharacterized. NCBI's taxonomy places the organism in Eukaryota, Viridiplantae, Streptophyta, Magnoliopsida, Poales, Poaceae. The transcript is spliced from 7 exons. Bases 13 to 1236 code for a protein of 407 amino acids. The record is from RefSeq and is a predicted model, not a curated record.
GCGGCGGCGCACAUGGCCACCGCGCGCGUCGGCGCGUGCCUGCUGGUGGCGGUGAUGUGCCUCUCGUGCGGCGCGGCGGCCGCGGCGAGGUCGCCCGAGGCCAGGAUGCACCGCCACCUCAAGCGCCUCAACAAGCCCGCCGUCAAGAGCAUCGAGAGCCCUGAUGGGGACAUCAUAGACUGCGUGCACAUCUCGCACCAGCCGGCCUUUGACCACCCAUACCUCAAGAACCACACUAUCCAGAUGAGGCCGAGCUAUCACCCGGAGGGUCUGUACGACGAAUCCAAGACCUCCUCUGCCGAUGGCGAGAAGCCUAUGGUUCAGUUGUGGCACCAGAAUGGCAGGUGCUCUCCGGGCACCGUCCCUGUCCGGAGAACAAAGAAGGAUGACCUGCUCCGGGCAAGCUCGUUCCGGCGGUAUGGAAGGAAGCGGCACACCGUGGCGAACCCGAUGUCCGUCGACCCCGCCAUGCUCAACGAGGGCGGCCAUCAACACGCGAUAUCGUACGUUCAAGGCGAGAAGUACUACGGCGCGAAGGCGACGAUCAAUGUCUGGGAUCCCAAGAUCGAGCAGCCCAACGAGUUCAGCCUGUCCCAGCUGUGGAUCUUGGGGGGCUCCUUCGGGGAGGACCUCAACAGCAUCGAAGCUGGCUGGCAGGUUAGCCCUGACCUCUAUGGGGACAACAACACAAGGCUGUUCACCUACUGGACCAGUGAUGCGUACCAGGCCACAGGUUGCUACAACAUACUGUGUUCAGGGUUCGUUCAGAUCAACAGUGAGGUGGCCAUGGGAGCCAGCAUCUUCCCCCUCUCAGGCUACUCCGGCUCACAGUAUGACAUCAGCAUACUAAUCUGGAAGGAUCCGAAAGAGGGACACUGGUGGAUGCAGUUCGGCAAGGAGUACGUGUUGGGGUACUGGCCGUCCUUCCUCUUCUCGUACCUAGCGGACAGCGCGUCGAUGAUCGAGUGGGGCGGAGAGGUGGUGAACUCGCAACCCGAUGGUGUGCACACGUCGACGCAGAUGGGCAGCGGGCACUUCCCGGAGGAGGGGUUCAGCAAGGCGAGCUACUUCAAGAACAUCCAGGUGGUGGACAGCACAAACAACCUCAAGGCUCCCCGGGGCCUGGGCACGUUCACGGAGCAGUCCAACUGCUACGACGUGCAGAACGGCAACAACGGCGACUGGGGCUCCUACUUCUACUACGGAGGCCCUGGCAGGAGCUCCAACUGCCAGUAG